CGUGGCGGAGCGCCGGCCCCUUUGGGCCGCCGUCGCGGCGCUGGGGCUGCUUUGCGGAAGUGCACCGGGGGGCGGCCGGCCGGUGGAAGAUGGCGGGGGUGGAGAGCAGCUCCCGGUACCCGGAGGGAUCGGCGCUUCAGGACCCGCUGUCCCGCUUCACCUGCCCCGUCUGCUUGGAGGUGUUUGAGAGCCCGGUGCGGGCCCCCUGCGGCCAUGUCUUUUGCACUCCAUGCCUGCAGGAAUGUCUGAAGCCUAUUCAACCAGUUUGUGGAGUCUGCCGCAGUACCCUGUCUCCUGGCAGUAGAGCUCUGGACCUGGAAAAGCAAAUUGAAAUGACAGAAACCACUUGUGAUGGCUGCAAUAAAAAAAUGUACCUCUCAAAGAUGCGUAGUCAUGCAGCUUCUUGUUCAAAAUACCAGAAUUAUAUAAUGGAAGGCGUUAAAGCUGUAACUAAAGACCCACCUCGUAACACCAGGAAUGUUCCAAAUCGUUUUACCUUUCCUUGUCCUUACUGCAGUGAGAAAAACUUUGAUCAGGAAGGACUAGUUGAACAUUGCAAAAAAUACCACAGCAUGGAUGCAAAACAAGUGGUUUGCCCAAUUUGUGCCUCGAUGCCAUGGGGAGAUCCAAAUUACAGGAGUGCUAACUUCAUGGAACAUCUUCAACGGCGACAUCAGUUUUCCUAUGAUACUUUUGUGGAUUAUGAUGCUGAUGAAGAUGACAUGAUGGCACAGGUUUUACUACGUUCCUUGAGGGAUCAGUGAACUAAGUGGGAGAUGAACUGUAUGAUACCAACCUUCCAUUAGGGGAAAAUACACAGCAUCCCUGACACCUGUCCCCUCUCAUCCCAAGAUGAUCCCACACAUCUGAAAAUAAAUAUGGAAGAUUUUUGAAGAAUUGCAGUUUCUUGGCUCCAGUACCUGAUCUCUCCAUACAUUACUAUGGAUCUUGUCUAUGUUAGUGGUCUCUUUGCUGCCUCUCAUCCACUUCAGGGUAGUUCUCUUGCUUCCUUCACUCCAAAGGCUUGACUACACUUGAAACACUACAGAGGCAUAGCUGUGCUGCUGUAGCAGUUCAGUGAAGAUGCUGCCAACACCAACAGGAGGGGUUCUCCUGUCCGUAUAGGUAAUCCACCUCUCUGAGAGGCAGUUGCUAGGUCAACAGAAGAGUUCUGUCAACCUAGCGUUGUCUAUACUGAGGGUUAGGUCAGCUUAACUAAAUCACUCGGAGGUGUGGAUUUUUUCACAUCCCUGAGCGACGUAGCUGGAUUGACCUAACUUUUUAAUGUAGACCAGGCCUUAGACCUGGUCUGUGCUUAAAACUUGUACUGGUGUAGCUAUGUUGGUUAGAGGUGUGGAGAAACCCACAUCCCUGACAGACGUAGCUAUGUCAACAAAACUCCCAGUGUAAAUGCUGCCACGUUGACAUAAGAGUGCUUCUCUUGGCAUAGAGGUGGUGGUGGUGUUCCUAUACUGGCAGAAAAACUUUGUUGAUGUACACUGCAUCUCCACUAGCGGGCUAUGCUGGUAAAGGCUCUGUAGUGUAGACACAUAGCUUAAGUUUAGCCAGUUGUCUCCACAUUACUGCUGCCUGCUCUCAUUUUCCUUCCCCUGUCCCUGUAUCCUUCUGCUCUCUAUGUUCCUCUCUGAUUUCCUCAGAUCCCAUAAACACUAUAAAGCUUCAAGAAGGAAUGGCCUAAAUUGACUGUUGAAGACUAUUAAAAACAAAACAAAAAACCACUUGAAAAUAUAUCUUCCUAAAUGUUGAUUGAGCAUUGGAAGCCAUUUUUGGUGAAUGGAAACUCUGGUUUUGGAUGCAACUGUCAGAAAUUGGUUUGAAUUUUAAGAUUACCUAAUACAACUAUGGACUAUACUUUCUUUUAACGGGGUUUCUAAUGCUGGUAGUCAGCCUAAAGGCUAUACGUAAUACAUUGUAAUAAGUAAUAAAAUAUUACUAAUACACAAUACAUUGCCUAAAUAACGAGUCUUUAAAUUAUACACUAACAAUUCUGUGCACCUGCAUAAGGAACUGAUUCACCAUAUUUAUUUAGUUCAGCAGCUGCAUGUUACAUACUAGCAUAAAUUAUAAAUAACUAUUCGGGUGACAAAUUUCUAGCCUAGAAAGUAAAAGUCUGUAUUAAAAAGAUAGUUCUUACUAUUUAAAAAAAAAAAAAAUCCACAGGAUGUAUUUUUCUUUGUAAAUGUUACGUCUAAUAUUAAUCAAUCUUAUGUGCUGUCUUGACAUUUUAUUUUUUUUAUGUCUUCGGCAUUGAUUUUCUACAGUUUGAACCAUUAAGCAUUAAAUGCAGCCUUUCACUGACAGAGGAAUUCAAAAGCAAAACA
Molecule: messenger RNA, 2342 nt
Organism: Malaclemys terrapin pileata
Lineage: Eukaryota; Metazoa; Chordata; Testudines; Emydidae
Gene: RNF114
Product: ring finger protein 114
Exons: 6
Coding region: 90-764 (224 amino acids)
Biological process (GO): protein polyubiquitination; ubiquitin-dependent protein catabolic process
Molecular function (GO): ubiquitin protein ligase activity
Source: RefSeq, a predicted model, not a curated record